Messenger RNA from Peromyscus leucopus (white-footed mouse), 636 nucleotides. RefSeq names its product zinc finger protein 593 (gene Znf593). The coding region runs from base 99 to 503 and encodes 134 amino acids. Gene Ontology annotation, molecular function: zinc ion binding; nucleic acid binding. Lineage: Eukaryota; Metazoa; Chordata; Mammalia; Rodentia; Cricetidae. The transcript is spliced from 3 exons. The record is from RefSeq and is a predicted model, not a curated record.
CCGGGCGGACCUCUCGUGACGUCAUCGAGCGGCCCGGAAGCUCCAACACGUGUGGGUCUUUCCCUACUCCCAGCUCCUUGGUCUUGGUGUCACUGAUCAUGGGUCGCUCCCGCAGGACCGGCGCGCACCGAGCACAUUCCUUAGCCCGCCAGAUGAAGGCCAAGAAGCGGCGGCCAGACCUGGAUGAGAUUCACCGCGAGCUGCGGCCGCAGGGGCUCCCGCGGCCCAAGCCAGAGCUGGACGCCGAGCCCGACCCGGACCUGCCAGGGGGCGGCCUGCAUCGCUGUCUGGCCUGCGCGAGGUACUUCAUCGAUUCCGCCAACCUGAAGACCCACUUCCGAUCCAAAGACCACAAGAAAAGGCUGAAGCAGCUGAGCAUCGAACCCUACAGUCAGGAAGAGGCUGAGAGGGCAGCGGGCAUGGGCUCGUAUGUGCCCCCCCAGCGCUUGGGUGUGCCCACAGAAGUGUCCACUGAGAUCCCUGAGAUGGACACAUCCACCUGAGGGGCCUGAGGAUAUAGGGCAGAGAAACUGCCCAUGGACAGUGGUUCAGUGCUAGUCUGAGAGUGUGUACUUUGUUUUUUGGGGAGAUGAUCUCUUCUGGGUGUUCUGCCCAAAAUAAAGGACCUGGACAAGA